CAUUUCCCAGAAGGUAGCUGGCCUUGGGGGCUGGAGCUGUAUUUGAAUUUCCCCCGAGGGAGGUAAAAAAAAAAACAACUGUGCCUACAGUCGGAGCUGCUGUUCCACUCCUUUUCUUCAAGCUCGGGACAAAAAAGGCUGGGUGUGAAGACAAGAACCAGAAAGAUGACCGGAAGGAAACUUACCUUAUGGAAUUGCCCCAAGAUAAUGCUCACCUCAUCCUUGGGCAUCAUUGUAUUGCUCUCUCUCACACACAUGUGUGUAACCAGUGCCCAACACCACCAAAGUUCAUCUUGGCAAAAGAAGCGUAUGGAACCUGACUUUUUAUCUGAAGUGACUCGCACUGUAAGGAAAACACUGGAGAAUUUGAUUGGUAAAGAGAACUUUCUGAUGCUGAAUGAGAAUAUCUCUUCCCUGCUUUGGCUAGUUUCCUCUGGAAUCUCUUCAGCCUUCCUUGUUGUGGCUCGAAUUGCAGAGCAGUUUCUCACAUCCUUUGGAAUGGCUGGAGAUGAAUUAACUCAGUUUCUGAAGCUGAGCCCUGACAAAGUGCAGACACUGCUGCUCUGGAGCCUGGCUGCCCUGAUAAGCUACUGGGUGCUCUCGCUGCUGUUGAGUCUGUUGCUCGCGAUUUUGAGCCGCAUCAUGUGGGGCCUCAAGUUUGUUCUCUUUGGAAGCUGCUUUGCAUUUAUUGUGUUUACCGUGCCCGACUGUUCGGUACAGGUUGGGCUUCUCUUGGCCUUGCUAACGCUCUAUGUCUUGCUGGGUUGGCUGAGUGGGUCCAAUCGCUCUGGUGCACGGCUGGAAGCUAAAGUGCACAGCUUGGAGCGCCAAGUGGAGGAACUGCAACGCCGGCAGAGGCAGUCUCCCAGGCACCUGGAUGAGGAAUAAGUUUCAGGCAGGGGGCUGCCACCUUCAUUUACGCAUCUUCUCUAAGAAGCAACUACGUUUCUCCCUUUCUUUAUCCCUUACGUUACUUCUUUUCAGGCUGUAGAUGUUCCUGGGAAUCUUUUCACCCACUACUAUUUAGGAGCAUGGACGUCCUCCCUUAGAAGAUGAUUGCACCUGACAUACUAUAGCUUCUCAGUUGGUAGUAACAUGUUGAAAAGCUUUUUCUUUACUUUUGUCUUCUGUCCUGUUAUUUUCAUGCCCCUUUUUAGACCCCGUCUUCCCCACUCUGUUUUUCAUUUGACUCAUGGCAGCCUGUUUGCUUCUUUAAAGACGAUGGGCCUGAUCAUGAAGAAUGCUGAUUUCUGGGGAUAAGAGAACAGGAAUUUGCACAGUUCACACAGGGGUCCUUGGGCGUGGCUAUCCCACACUAGCAUGCUCAUAUUUAUAAAGCUCAGUGCCUCUGUGAAAGUUAAGGAUGAUUGCUGUGUUUGUGACGAUCCCCACAGCAGAUCAGGACAUUGUGCGUGUUGAAGUUGUUUUAAUACUCACAAACCAAAGAUGCCUUUUAAAAGCAAGGUUACACCAUUUUCUUAUGCAUGCCAGUGCUGUGUGAGAAAAUGUAAGAGUGUUAUGACAAGUGGUGUUCACCUGCUGAUCCGGAACAGAGAUAAGCCAUAGACAAGCGACCAAGGGAAGGUACGCAGGCCUUCCCGCCGGACUGAAUUUAUGCUGCAAGCAGGCAGAACCAUAAAUCCAGACUCAUGACUACUUUGCCUGUUUGGGAAUGGAGGCCUGUGGCUUUGUGCUAUUA
This is a messenger RNA of Python bivittatus (Burmese python), 1699 nucleotides long. RefSeq names its product transmembrane protein 109 (gene TMEM109). The record is from RefSeq and is a predicted model, not a curated record. Lineage: Eukaryota; Metazoa; Chordata; Lepidosauria; Squamata; Pythonidae. Gene Ontology annotation, biological process: intrinsic apoptotic signaling pathway in response to DNA damage by p53 class mediator; cellular response to gamma radiation.